This is a messenger RNA of Mercurialis annua (annual mercury), 1297 nucleotides long. Its product is annotated as eukaryotic translation initiation factor 2 subunit alpha homolog. The transcript has 8 exons. Gene Ontology annotation, cellular component: multi-eIF complex; eukaryotic translation initiation factor 2B complex; eukaryotic translation initiation factor 2 complex. The record is from RefSeq and is a predicted model, not a curated record. Gene Ontology annotation, molecular function: RNA binding; translation initiation factor activity; ribosome binding. The coding region runs from base 113 to 1138 and encodes 341 amino acids. Lineage: Eukaryota; Viridiplantae; Streptophyta; Magnoliopsida; Malpighiales; Euphorbiaceae.
UGGCUCCGCAUAAUUCUUCUUUCUCGCGUUAGAUUUAGUGCGAUUUCAUCAGAAAAACCCUAAGAACUCAAUAAAAGAGAAAAUCCCCAAUUCAAAACCCUAAAAAUCGGCGAUGGGUCCUAAUUUGGAGUGCAGAAUGUACGAAUCGAGGUACCCAGAGGUGGACAUGGCAGUGAUGAUACAGGUGAAAAAUAUUGCGGACAUGGGCGCGUACGUGUCGCUGUUGGAGUACAAUAACAUUGAAGGUAUGAUUCUGUUUUCAGAGCUCUCACGGCGUCGUAUUAGGAGUGUUAGUAGCUUAAUUAAGGUCGGGCGUAUCGAGCCGGUGAUGGUUCUGCGUGUCGAUAAGGAGAAGGGGUAUAUUGAUUUGAGUAAGAGAAGAGUUAGUGAGGAAGAUAUUGAGACUUGUGAAGAGAGGUAUAAUAAGAGUAAGCUUGUUCACUCGAUUAUGCGCCAUGUUGCCGAGACUAUGUCUGCCGAUUUGGAGGAAUUGUACAUUCAUAUUGGCUGGCCGUUGUACCGGAAAUAUGGCCAUGCUUUUGAGGCAUUUAAAAUCGUUGUGAAUGAUCCUGAUUCAGUUUUGAAUUCCCUUACCCGUGAAAUCAAAGAAGUUGGUCCUGAUGGUCAAGAGGUUACCAAGGUAGUACCUGCUGUGACAGAGGAAAUUAAAGAAGCUUUGGUAAAGAAUAUAAGGAGAAGAAUGACCCCUCAACCAUUGAAGAUUCGGGCUGAUAUUGAAAUGAAAUGUUUCCAGUUUGAUGGAGUUCUUCACAUUAAGGAUUCUAUGAGGAAAGCUGAGGCUGCAGGCAAUAAGGACUGUCCCGUGAAAAUUAAACUGGUUGCUCCUCCACUUUAUGUUCUUACAACACAAACGCUAGACAAGGAGCAAGGUAUAUUAGUUCUCACUAAGGCAAUAACUGCAUGCACCGAAGCAAUAGAGCAGCAUAAGGGGAAGCUUAUUGUGAAGGAACCUCCGAGAGCAGUGAGUGAACGAGAUGAUAAAUUGCUUGCUGAACACAUGGCUAAGUUAAGAAAUGAAAAUGAGGAGGUUAGCGGCGACGAAGAUAGUGCAGACGAGGAAGAUACAGGGAUGGGAGACGUCGACGUGGAAAAUGCUGCACCUGGCAUCAUGGAAUAGACAAGGUUGAAGCCUUUAGCUGUAUGGCUCAGCGUAUGCCCUUGCAAGCUAGGUCUGGCUAAAGCAGGCUUAGGACUACCUUACGUUUUAGUUAAUUUGAUUAAAUCGGUUUUUGUUAAAAUUGAUAGCUCGAUUAGAUAAAAUAUUUUGUUUAAUUAA